This is a messenger RNA of Suillus discolor, 1733 nucleotides long. RefSeq names its product cytochrome P450. Bases 39 to 1607 code for a protein of 522 amino acids. NCBI's taxonomy places the organism in Eukaryota, Fungi, Basidiomycota, Agaricomycetes, Boletales, Suillaceae. Gene Ontology annotation, molecular function: monooxygenase activity; heme binding; iron ion binding. The record is from RefSeq and is a predicted model, not a curated record. The transcript is spliced from 14 exons.
AUUUAUUCAACCACAGUUACUGACUAUAGGUUCAAAUCAUGGCCCCAACACUUGCACUCGCCCUCUUAUCGCUCGUAUCUUUCGUGGUAGUGCGAUCCUUGCAAAAGAAGAGAGACACUAAAGGGCUUCCUUUACCCCCAGGUCCUCCACCUCUCCCUUUUGUCGGCAAUGUGCUUGGAGUUGACCCAGAUCAUCCAUGGCUGGCAUACUCAAAAUGGGGAACUGAAUAUGGAGAACUCGUUUACUCUCGACUCUUCAGUCAGGAUAUUAUAAUUAUCAACUCUGAACGAGUUGCGCAUGACUUGCUCGACCGUCGUUCACAUAAUUAUUCCACGAGACCUCCAGGGCUCAUGCGCGUUCUUGACUUUUUUGGUGUCGAGUUCUCCUCUAUUUUCCUACCUUACUCGGACAGAUGGAGACUUCACAGGCGAAUCUUCCAUCAGGCAUUCCGUUUAGAAGCAGCGCCAUCCUUCCGUCCGAUCCAAAUGCGCAACGCACACAAUCUGAUAUUAAACUUACUGGCCUAUCCGGAGGUCUAUGGAACCCAUUUCCACACCUUCAGCACGUCUGUCAUCAUGUCGAUCACGUAUGAUUAUUCUACAGCAGCCCUCGAUGAUCCUUUUAUUGCGCUCGUUGAGCGUUCGCUUGAGAUAUCUGUAAGAGAACUCAGGCCUGAGGUCGCCGCUGUUGUAGGAGAGUUCCCGAUAUUGGAAAAACUUCCUUCCUGGCUCCCUGGAGCGAGCUUUGUAAGGGGUGCUAUACUUCAGAGAUCCCUUGUUCCCCUGAUUGUGGAGACGCCCUUUGAAGAUGUGAAGAAGAACAUGGCUGCGGGGACGGCUGCAUCGUCCAUGGUGUCGGAUGCAUUGAAUCGUAUACCAGAUCAAGCAAAAGAUGAAGAAGAGGUCGCUAUUCUCGAGAAAGCGAUUAAGGAAGCCAGUGCAUCUGGUUAUGCUGCCGCCUCAGAAACUACAACCUCCACUCUAUACGUCUUCCUGCUCGCGAUGGUUCUAUAUCCUGACGUACAAGCACGUGCGCAAGCCGAGAUUGAUUCCGUCAUUGGGGAAACCCUCGAAAGAUUACCCGACUGGGAUGACCGCGCUUCUAUGCCCUACAUCAAUGCCGUUAUACAGGAGACGCUGAGGUGGUUCCCUGUUGUUCCUCUGGGAAUUGCCCAUGCCACGUCAAAUGACGACGUCUACGAAGGCUACUAUAUUCCAAAAGGGGCCACCGUAAUGGCUAACACAUGGUCUAUGGCGCGCAAUCCAGAGAAAUAUCCUAACCCGACGAGGUUCAUACCCGAGCGUCACAUGUCAAAAGCAGCCUCCGAAGAGUCGUCAACGAAUCGCCGUGAUGACAUUUCCUUUGCUUUUGGAUUCGGAAGGCGUGUUUGUGUUGGACGAUAUGUUGCGGAUGCUUCCUUAUUCGCUUCAAUUGUGAAUAUUCUAGCUGUUUUCCGGGUGGAACGGGUACCAGGAUGGAAUGUCGGGCCUGAUGCUGAAGGAGUGGAAUGGAGUGGAGGCAUAACGACACACCCUGUAUUCCCAUGCACAUUUAUUCCUCGCCACGCGAAGGAAAAGGUAUCACAGUUGAUGAAAGCACAAUCCUGAGGGCUGUGCGUAUGACCUAGACCAUGGGUCUGGGGUGAAAUCAUGUAUUACCAUAUUUUUACGAUGUUUUUACGAUGUCAUUCACGCUUGUAAUUCUAUCUGGACGAUUAAAGUUGUCAUUCGGCU